Molecule: messenger RNA, 2359 nt
Organism: Armigeres subalbatus
Lineage: Eukaryota; Metazoa; Arthropoda; Insecta; Diptera; Culicidae
Gene: Osi12
Exons: 2
Coding region: 200-952 (250 amino acids)
Cellular component (GO): membrane
Source: RefSeq, a predicted model, not a curated record
UGUUUUUUGAACUCAGCAUCAGUGAUCUUGCAACUGUGAUCCGGAGUGCUUCCAGAAAAGAAGAAAUCCUUAGCCCAAAAAUUUAAGCCCGGAAAGGACCUCUCCUAGGCGAGGUGCGUUGUGCUGUGUUGUGAUCGAAAAGCGAUUCAAAAGGACUUUUGUGGUCGCAACAAGAAAAACCAAAAAAGACACAAGAAAAAUGAAUCCAGUGUUACGAUCGGUAUGUGCCGUAGCGGUGCUAAGUGCGGUGGUUCUGAGUGCCACAGAAGAUUACCAAAGCCAAGGAUUACGUGCCAUCGGGCGGGUGUACGACGAGUGCUCCAAGGCCGAGGCCGGUUUCUCGCCCUGUCUGAAAAAGCGCGCCAUCACCUUCAUCGACCGGUUGAGCCGCGUCGAGGCCCUCACUGUUGGGGACGUGAAAAUUGUUCGUAACGAACGGGCGGCAACCGUUGAAAGCAAACCCCUCACGGAAGCCGAACUGGAGCAGAGUCUGCCACGGGGUCUGGAAGCACGGGAUGAAGCACUGACCAACAUCUUGCUGGAGAAGAUUGCCGGAGUGUUCAGCAGCCGGACGAUUCAGAUUAGUCUGCCCAAGCUGUCGAGCGACGAGCUUGGCCGCGGGCUGGAAGAAGGUCGUGGCAAGAUGAAGAAGAUGAUGAGCAUGAUGAUGAUGGGCUUCAUGAUGAAGAUGGCAGCCAUGGUGCCGGUUGCGAUCGCCGGACUGUACCUGCUGGCCGGUAAGGCUCUGAUUGUGUCCAAGAUUGCGCUCCUGUUGGCCGGUAUCAUCGGGCUGAAGAAGUUGGUCGCCAGCAAACAGCAGGGAGGAGGCGGUGGCUGGUCCAGCGGUGGAUCCGGACACGGAGGCGGUUGGGACCGACGGUCGGCGGAUGUGGCUGCUGCUGCCGCCGCCCAGAACAUGGCCUACAAUGCCUACACCAAGAACCAGGCGUAAUUUCCUCCCGAUUGGGAACACUUCGAAAUAAGCCGACACCGUACGGAAUCUGUUCCAGAGAUUUGUUAAUUGUUGAAAGCCAAUCGAAAUCAUCUGUUAAACAACACCGAUCCGGAGGGCUGAUGGUAGCCCAAGGUUGGUUUGUUUUCCACUGUCGAACGUUUGCGGAAAAAUUGUUAAAUUAUUUAUUUAUUUAAUUUAUUGUCAGAAAUAACCGGGGAUCAUCUAAUACUCCGCAAACAAAUCCGCGAUCACUCUAAAACUUCAGUUAUUGUUACCCCUUUGUUCAGGCAUUUUUUGCCCAUAAUUAAUCUUUUGUUUCAUGCCUUUGAACUUGAACUCGUCAGGUCUUUCAACUUUCGACUGAAAAUCUAAUAAUUUUCACGUUCUCCGCCCCCUUUCAUUUUCAAGCGCACACGUUUGUGCCAUUGUUUAUCUCUCUAGUUCCCACCUCACGUCUGUCUAAUUUUCUGCAACUAAUGCAAUCUUAUGUGCAUACAGCUCAACUGGCUAUGAUCUAUUUCUAAAUGCGCUCAAUGUUGUUUCCUUUCAAUCCUAGUUUCACUUUAUUUCUAUUACUAUCUAGCUACUUAUAUAUUUCUCUAGAUUCUUUGAUCGACCAUCAACGAUUAUUAACAAUUGUUUAUCGUACAUGUAUCUCUAUUUUCUGAUUACUAUAUUCUACUGUCUUGAUGUGUCUACUGCUAAUUUAUAAAUCUUUUUUAGCUCUCUGUAUACUUCUAAUACUCAAUUCUGACACUAUUAUGCCAACUAUUUUUAUUAUCCAAUUUACUUUCUAUAUCUUAAAAAUCAUCUAUUUAUUUCAACUUCGAAUGUGGUUUCUAUUCUAAAUAACCUUUAUUUACUAUCACUAAGUUCCACUUGAACCUCAACUCUUCUCCCUUUUUCCUAACAUACAUAAAUUUUCAUCCACCUCGUUGUUGAGAAAAAUAUAAGUCAUUUCGGUCCUCAUAGGACUUCGCCUCCUUCAACGCCCUAAAGUAACAUACUCUCAUUUCCCAUCCAUUCAUUGCUCCAUUAAUCAACUCUUAAAUAUUGUUUCUUGUUUCCUGUAUUUCAUGAAUUCUCUCUUUAACUUUCAAACGAAGUUUCAGCCGAACAAUCCAGUAUGUUAAAUUAACGACCGGUCCUAUUAUCUGUAAAACGAGCUUUAGAUAAAGUCAUAUUCAAAUACAUUCACGUCUAUGCAUAAAUAUGAAUCGCAAACGAAGAAGGAGAUAUUUAUUCACUGUUGAUAAUGUGUAAGUCGAAGUAUAAUUGUUAGUUUGUUGUGAACGUUUGAAAACAAUGGAAAUUGUUUGAAAAUGAAGAAAACAAAAAUCGAAACGAAACCAAUAAACGGAAAAGUUUCCCUUCGAGUCGAAGGAGGAAAUUUUCGAAAAUUUA